CCUGUGACCUCUCAUCUCCUUAGCACUUACUAAUAAUUCCCUAGCCCCGUUGUGUUAAUUCUUCGGGCAGAGACCACACAACACGCCUUGAGUCUCAGGUUUGCAAUGAUGACCGGAGUCCAGUACCCUCCUCUUGGAUGACCGCUUUGGCCCUGCGGCCUCAGGCCGAUUACUUGGAAGCUAAGGAAGCGAAAACGCGCGCCGCGGGAGUGUCGGGGAGAAAGCGCCCGGAACAGCCCGGAGCGGCCUGACUUCCCGCCGCGCUCCAGGCUCCGGAGGCGCCGGAGUUCCUGCGGUUACAGCUCUGCGCAUGAGCGGAAGUCAGGCUUUGCGCAGUCUGCUGGGUCGGUGGGUGUGUGUGUUAACUGAUUGGCUCCAUAUUCAGUGCAGAACAAUCCGUUUGCAUCUGUUCUUCCCGUAGCACCCUCCAGCUGCUAGAAACAAGAUCGCAUUACAGGAAGCAUUGAGGCCGCCCGACUCCCCAUCUUCCCGUAGUAAAGAUGGCGGCGCCCUGACAGUAAACGACACGUCAAACCACUUCCGCGUUUCUCCUGCGCCCUCGUUCAAGAUGGCAGACGAGGCCACCCGGCGUGUCGUGUCUGAGAUCCCAGUGCUGAAAACUAACGCCGGACCUCGCGAUCGGGAGCUGUGGGUGCAGCGCCUCAAGGAGGAAUAUCAGUCUCUUAUCCGGUAUGUGGAGAACAACAAGAAUGCAGACACUGAUUGGUUCCGACUGGAGUCCAACAAGGAAGGGACUCGGUGGUUUGGAAAAUGCUGGUACAUCCAUGAUCUCCUCAAAUAUGAGUUUGACAUCGAGUUUGACAUUCCUAUCACAUAUCCUACUACUGCUCCAGAAAUUGCAGUCCCUGAGCUGGAUGGAAAAACAGCCAAGAUGUAUAGGGGUGGCAAAAUAUGUCUGACUGAUCACUUUAAGCCUUUGUGGGCCAGGAACGUGCCCAAGUUUGGACUAGCUCAUCUUAUGGCUUUGGGGCUGGGUCCAUGGCUGGCAGUGGAAGUCCCCGAUCUGAUUCAGAAAGGCGUUAUUCAGCAUAAAGAGAAAUCAUCUGAAGGAUCAAGCCACUGAGGCUGGACAGGGGACCUUUGAGAGGCUCCGUUCCUUUUUCCUGUGUGUCCCUUACUCAUCUAAUGCUUCCCUCACACUCUUUCACCCACAACUGUUAUUAAGUAGCUGCAGCAGGCAUUGCUGGAAAAAAAACCAACAAACAGUAUUGCUAUGAAUGUCUAAGGCUACACAGGGAGGGGAAAGCCUGGGGCUUUGAAAAACCCAAAGGUCACUUAUAUCCCCUCCCCAGGUGGAGCGAUGUGAGGUCCUGGAGGGACAGCGGGUGGCGGAAAGUGGGUCCAUGGACUUUUGGUUUCUGGAGAUAACUCAUCAAUAAAAGCUGCUUCCUCUGGUG
Myotis brandtii (Brandt's bat) is the source of this 1418-nucleotide messenger RNA. It is a transcript of the gene UFC1, whose product is annotated as ubiquitin-fold modifier conjugating enzyme 1. Gene Ontology annotation, molecular function: UFM1 conjugating enzyme activity. The coding region runs from base 569 to 1084 and encodes 171 amino acids. The transcript has 6 exons. The record is from RefSeq and is a predicted model, not a curated record. Gene Ontology annotation, biological process: protein K69-linked ufmylation. Gene Ontology annotation, cellular component: cytoplasm. NCBI's taxonomy places the organism in Eukaryota, Metazoa, Chordata, Mammalia, Chiroptera, Vespertilionidae.